This is a messenger RNA of Xenopus laevis (African clawed frog), 986 nucleotides long. It is a transcript of the gene eef1e1.L, whose product is annotated as eukaryotic translation elongation factor 1 epsilon 1 L homeolog. NCBI's taxonomy places the organism in Eukaryota, Metazoa, Chordata, Amphibia, Anura, Pipidae. Gene Ontology annotation, cellular component: intracellular protein-containing complex; nucleus; cytoplasm. Gene Ontology annotation, biological process: positive regulation of DNA damage response, signal transduction by p53 class mediator. The record is from RefSeq and is marked provisional.
UGAUGGGACCUCCCCUAUUCAUCCGGCUUUGUAUCGCACGCCUAAAUGCUGUCUCGGCCAAUCAAAAGCUGCCUUGUGUGCAGUGCAGCAACGCUGAGAGGGCUGGGCACACGUGCAUCGGGUGACGCUGACAGGAUUGACUACAAAGAUGGCGGUGAAGGAAUUGGUCGCUUUGGAGAGGUGUUUGGGCUUGAACAGUGGGAAAUACAGUAGUCGGGCUCAAGCAGCUGGCAAGAUUCCGAUCCUUCAGACAAAUAAAGGUCCCAGCCUGGUGGGGAUUUCCACUAUUGCCUCUCAUUUAGUGAAAGAAGCCAAAAAAGAAGAGCUUUUAGGAUCCUCUGCAGAAGAGAAAGCAGUAGUUCAGCAAUGGUUGGAGUACCGCAUCACAUGCAUAGACAGAGUGUCCUCUAAGGAAGAUAUCCGUAAUGUACUGAAGGAUCUUAAUCAUUAUCUGAAGGACAAAGUGUAUGUUGCUGGAAAUGCAGUAACUUUGGCAGACAUCCUAAUUUAUUAUGGACUUCACCCUGUAAUAGCUGGCCUAUCGAUUCAGGAGAAGGAAACCUAUAUAAAUGUGUCUCGAUGGUUUAGCCACAUUCAGAAUUAUCCAGGAAUAAGACAGCACCUCCCUGGGUUGGUCUUUAUUAAAAAUCGGAUCUACAGCAGUAAUCACUAAGUGUUUCAGCUAAAGCUGUGGUGGUAAUAGACUAUCCAGUAGUACCAUAUUUGUCCAUGUUUUUUGGUUGUUACAAUAGCAAAACCUUUACUUGUAGAUUUAAAAUUUAAUCUAAAGUUCAAACCAUAGGUUUUAAUUUAUUUUAAAAUGUUUUACAUGCACAGGACUUCUCACAAGGUGCUUUACAACAACAUUUUUAUUAAGAAAAUACAUUUACUCAGCACAACAUGUUGGUUUUCUCCCCUUCCACUUCUUGUGUUUGAUAUACUUGUGUACCCUUGUUUUUGCCAAUAAAGUUUCAUAAAGUACUUUA